This is a messenger RNA of Porites lobata, 2489 nucleotides long. NCBI's taxonomy places the organism in Eukaryota, Metazoa, Cnidaria, Anthozoa, Scleractinia, Poritidae. The record is from the annotation of a GenBank genome assembly.
AUGUUGCUUUUUGAAGAGCUGCCUGGAUUCCUCUCCGUUAUACUUAACCUGCACGUGAAUUUUGACUCUGUUUAUGUACAAAAAGAAGCAGUGAACUUCAGUUCACUGAAUCCGCUUGGCGACUGCCCCGGAUCACUCAACGGAGGCAUGAAGGCUCCAAGCAAAUGCCUUGUUGUUGUUCAGGAAUGGUGGGGUAUGAAUGAACAAAUCAAGGAACAAGCGAGGCAUAUAGGAGAACUGGGCAAUUUUGUAACCAUGGUUCCUGAUUUGUACAGAGGAAGGGUUGCCAGAAACUUUACAGAAGCUUUGCAUAUCACUCGUGGCCUGGAUUAUCCAGGUGAGUUUUUACCGUGAACAGCAACUUAAAGUUUAUGUGUAUAGUGUAAAAAACAUUCAAAGUUAUUCUGGACAACCAGCAAUAUAGAAUUUGUUCUUAAUAAUGGCGUUGAGGCGUUUUUAGUUUGAUCAGGAGCCUUCGAGGGUUAUUGGCUUCUAGUUUACAUUCUUGGUUGCUAUCUUAACAGCUAGCUAGAAUGAUAGAUAUUUUGAAUGUUUUUUUAUCUUUAUUAAAGCGGCAUGAUUCCUCUAGCGUUUGCCGGUGUUCUAUCAGCUACCGCUACUCUUUGUCUCCACUUUGUCUAAUUUCUUAUCUGAGUAGACUGCAUACUUUGUCAACCAGCAAGAGAUUCAGCAGGGUUGGCAGUUUUGUUCGCUGUUAGGUCGUUUCUUGAAAGCUAUUACAUAACUACAUGACGAGUAGUCUCUCCAACGCGCGUGGAAAUCGCCACGCGUGUCUCUUCCCCGUGUGUGUUGCUCACUUGUACAUGUAUUUAGCUUUCGUAUAUCUUGCAUUGCUGUUUUGUCGGCUCCUGAUUUUGUUCAAUUUAUUACAAAGAUUUGGUUUUAUCAAUUGAAUUGAUAAGGCAGAUUAACCACCUUAGUUGGGGGUGGGGAACUGAACUGAAAGUGCCAUAAACGGACGCAACAACUCUCAACAUUGUUGGACCAACAAUGCUAGUGUCGAGAGUUGUUGCGUCCGUUUGCACGUAGCUAAAGUUUGUACAGUCUCAAACUUUGCGCAACAUCUUUCAACAACGCCCAACAGCAUGCUACAGGUUGUGUAGUCUGCUACACAGCCGUUUUUAGGGUCGUCACGCAACGCUCCUGACGGUUGUGUAGCGGAUUACAGGUUGUGCAAACGGAUGCAAAAUGUAACAUCCGGGAACUGUUGGGAGUCGUUGGCCCACAAUGUUGCGUCCGUUUGCACGGGGCUUAUCUCCCCACGGUAAUAACUCGAUGAAACAAAAUCUUUGUAUUAAUUCAUUUCCCUACCAAAGGCAACAGUUCAGUUUCAUAAGAAACUAAGCCUUUAAUUUCCAACUCAUUCAACUGUUUAUUACUCGUUUACUUCAUGUCAAUGUCCUGCUUUGAUUUUUACGUCGUUAUGUCGAAGCUGACAGGUCACGCGAGAUGCUCCUACGGGUGUUACGUCUCAAAUCGAGGGCAUAUGGUAGAAUAAGGCGUGUCAAUAUGAUAUUCUAGAUUUCCCUGUCAACUCACAAUUACGGGACCAGACAGCUCUUAUUUUGGCGAAGGUCAAGAACUCGGGAGCGGUCAAACAAAGUCCUGGAGCGAGGGUGAAACGAAGAGUAAGACUUCGGGCGAAAAUCUCACUUGGUGAAAAAUUGCUGUUGAGGAAAAAACGGCUGUCUUGCAUUCUAUGAAACAGAAAUUUAAUGUGCAAGUUGAUUUUGCCUCCAACUUUGACGAUGACAAGAGGCUUCUUGAUCGCAGGUUAGCAAAGGUUGUAGCGGACAGCAUAGCUUUAGCCUGCGUAUACAGCUCUCUCUCCGUGCUCCUCAGCACUAGGGAAGUUUCGCGGGAGAGACAACGUUUUUUUUCCCGCGAAACGUCCCUAGCGACGAGAAGUGACAAGAGACGGUUGUAUUUGUUGGCUACGACCCCUUUCCUCAGUUUGUAUUACGAACUGUAUACACGUGGUACAUUUUUGUUCUUUCGCAGGAGCAAUCCAAGAUAUCAAGGCAGCAGCGCAGUUUCUUCUCAAAUCAGGCUGCAAGAAAGUUGGCGUCACAGGUUUCUGCAUGGGAGGUGCCCUGUCUUUGGCAGCGGCUGCUCUAGUUCCAGAAAUCUCGGCUGCCGCCCCGUUUUAUGGCAUCCCCGAUAUAUCGUUAGCUAACGUGUCUACAAUUAAGAUUCCUGUUCAGUGCCACUUUGGUAAAAACGACUCGUCUAACACAGCUAAUCCCGUAGAGUACAUGAAACUUGAGCAGAAAUUGAAAGCAGGAGGGGUGGAUUAUGAAUUUUACGAGUACGAUGCAGGCCACGCUUUCACAAAUCCACAAAGUAGCAACUAUAACAAGGCGAUAGCCGAGUUGUCUGUGGGAAGAAUGAUCGAAUUCAUGAACAAGCAUUUAGCGGUUGGAGAAGAGGAAAAGCUGUCGGUCGAUAGUGACCAACCAGGAACCUAG